Molecule: messenger RNA, 1437 nt
Organism: Verticillium alfalfae VaMs.102
Lineage: Eukaryota; Fungi; Ascomycota; Sordariomycetes; Glomerellales; Plectosphaerellaceae
Product: sphingosine N-acyltransferase lac1
Exons: 1
Coding region: 1-1437 (478 amino acids)
Biological process (GO): ceramide biosynthetic process
Cellular component (GO): membrane
Molecular function (GO): sphingosine N-acyltransferase activity
Source: RefSeq, a predicted model, not a curated record
AUGGAGGGCUCCGUCGAACCAUUUCCCCUCCUCAACACCUCGGCCGACCCCGUUGUCGACACGACCGCCGCUCGCCGCCGCCGAAAGUCCAGCGCUCUCGGUCAAGACAUUCGCGCCGGUGACACGGGCGCUCCUGCCCUCGCCUCGUCCCGCCAGAGCCUCUCUGCUGUCGACCGCCCGAGCCCCAGCCCCAGCAUCAGCUCUGCUUCGUCCGCCAACAACACCGCCAUGACCUCCUCCUCACCCGCCGAGCCCUCGGCCCAGACGGCCGCCCGCCGCAUCUCCAAGCGCCGCCGCGCCCGGGGCCUCCUCGCCCGCGCCCGUCAGGCCAUGAUCAAGCGCACCUACCUGCUGCCCGCCGUCAUCCUGACCAUCUUUGGCUUUCUCUACGCCCUCAACCCUACCGAGUCCAACCCCGUCCACCGCUUCAUCUUCCUCUCCUACCGCCUCGACCACGGCUCCGGCCACCCGCUGGCCCCGACCGACCCCGACACCCCCGUCCAGUACGGCAAGGGCCCCCGCGACAUUGCCUUUGUCGCCUUUUACACCGUCGUCCUGUCCUUCACGCGCGAGUACAUCAUGCAGGAGCUCAUCCGACCCCUCGCCCGUCGCGCCGGCCUCCGCUCCCGCGCCAAGCAGGCCCGCUUCAUGGAGCAGAUGUACACGGCCAUCUACUUCUUUUUCCUCGGGCCCGCCGGCAUGUACGUCAUGAGCAGCACCCCCGUCUGGUACUACAACACGGCCGGCAUGUACGAGAACUUCCCCCACCGCACCCACGCCGCCGGCUUCAAGUUCUACUACCUCUUCCAGGCUGCCUACUGGGCCCAGCAGGCCAUUGUCCUGCUGCUCGGCAUGGAGAAGCCCCGCAAGGACUUCAAGGAGCUCGUCGGCCACCACAUUGUGUCCCUCGCCCUCAUCGCCCUCAGCUACCGUUUCCACUUCACCUACAUUGGUCUCGCCGUCUACAUCACCCACGACAUCAGCGAUCUCUUCCUCGCCACCUCCAAGCUCCUCAACUACAUCGACCACCCCCUGACCGGCCCAUACUUUGCCGUCUUCAUGUUCGUCUGGAUCUACCUGCGCCACUACAUCAACCUGCGCAUCAUCUGGUCUCUCCUCACCGAGUUUCAGACCAUCGGUCCCUUUGAGCUCAACUGGGCCACCGAGCAGUACAAGUGCCGUAUCUCCCAGGUCAUCACCCUCGGCCUGCUCUCCUUCCUCCAGGGCCUCAAUCUCUUCUGGCUCUUCUUCAUCGUUCGCAUUGCCUACCGCUUCCUGCGCGACAGCAAGGCCACCGACGACCGCAGCGAGGACGAGGACGAUGAGCUCGAGGAGCUUGACGAGGAUGAGAAGAAGAAGCUCGUCGAAGAUGACAAGAAGGCCAGGGCCGUGAACAAGGUCAGCGAGAAGACCGCCGCCAACGGCGCUUCGAGGUAA